AACACUUCUUCCCAGACACUCCUCUCUCAACAAAAAUGUACUUCCCAGACACUCCUCUCUCAACCUUAGUACACUUCUUCCCAGACACUCCUCUCUCAACCUUAGUACACUUCUUCCCAGACACUCCUCUCUCAACCUUAGUACACUUCUUCCUAGACACUCCUCUCUCAACAAUAGUAUGCUUCCCAGACACUCCUCUCUCAACAAUAGUGUGCUUCCCAGACACUCCUCUCUCAACCUUAGUACACUUCUUCCCAGACACUCCUCUCUCAACCUUAGUACACUUCUUCCCAGACACUCCUCUCUCAACCUUAGUACACUUCUUCCUAGACACUCCUCUCUCAACAAUAGUAUGCUUCCCAGACACUCCUCUCUCAACAAUAGUGUGCUUCCCAGACACUCCUCUCUCAACCUUAGUACACUUCUUCCCAGACACUCCUCUCUCAACCUGAGUGCACUUUUUCCCAGACACUCCUUUCUCAACCUUAGUGCAUUUCUUCCUAGACACUCCUCUCUCAACGUUAUUGUGCUUCCCAGACACUCCUCUCUCAACCUUAGUGUGCUUCUUCCUAGACACUCCUCUCUCAACCUUAGUGCACUUCUUCCCAGACACUCCUCUCUCAACCUUAGUGUGCUUCUUCCUAGACACUCCUCUCUCAACCUUAGUGUGCUUCUUCCUAGACACUCCUCUCUCAACCUUAGUGCACUUCUUCCCAGACACUCCUCUCUCAACCUUAGUACACUUCUUCCCAGACACUCCUCUGUCAACCUAGU
Messenger RNA from Candidula unifasciata, 774 nucleotides. The record is from the annotation of a GenBank genome assembly. Lineage: Eukaryota; Metazoa; Mollusca; Gastropoda; Stylommatophora; Geomitridae.